AUGAGACUCCCUACACCAAAUUACCUGCCUUCUAGCUUUUAUUCGGAAGUUGGCGGUUUUUCAGCAGCAGUCACGACACCCAGAUCUGUCUGCGCAUUCCAAAAUCCGGCCAUGGUGGUCAACCAAGACCCAAUGUGCGUAGAGGAUGUCAAGGUGGUGAUAGACCAACUGCUGCAGAGGAUGCCAGAGGGCGAACGUGUGUCACUACUGCAGAGUCAGCUCGCGCGUUGCGGGGUCAGAGAACCAAGCUCUGAACGCGGGAGUGUUGCCGGAAAAAAGGCACGUGCCAGGACUGCCAAACGUCGUUCUUCCAACUCCAAGUGCGCUGCGAGCGACGCCGCGGGCGAUGCUGGCUCGCCUCUCUCUACGUCAGACGCAGAGCUGGCGCCAGACAAGGAAAGCCACCCGUGCGGCUUAUGCAAAGAGAUGAAUCAUGAACUGUCCUGCGUCAGGAAGAAUGAUUUGAAGCGUCACUUUGGUGAUUUCCAUCAAAUCGUCACGGAAUAUCGCUGCCCGGUGCAGGACUGCCUGUUCACGUGUGAACUCAAGAAGCAAUUCUCCAAGCACAUCAAGAUUGACGGACUGCACAGGCAGGUGGUGACAAACCACGAAAUUGGCGACCAUAGGCAUAUUGUCUGCCGGCCAGUCAUGUUUGCUUGUGGAUUUGCUGGCUGCUCGUCACUGUUCGAGACUCCGCCUGGGAGCCACAGCACCACUACAUUUGGUGAAUACGUUGAACAUGUGAUGAAACACUAUGACGAAGAAGAACUUCCUCGUUGGUCGUAUUCCACACGAGUUCAAAAUCUUCUGCGUCAAAGCCGCUUUCAAGGAGUAUGGCAGCAGUUUGGUAGCGUGUGCCUCGAUACCCUGGAGUUCGGCUGGGAAUGGACGACAACGCUGCGCCUGGACUUGUUGACCGGCCAGUUUCUGGAUCCGGAACGAACCUUGAAGGAGGCCAUAUCAAUGGGACUAGGUCAGCAGCGAAACUACGGCAUGGAGCGACGACACUUUAGCCAUGCCAUUGCCGCCGGAUCAGGCCAGGGAAGCCCAAUGAUGGCCAUGUCUGGAUCCUUGCCACAACGGCGCAAGAACAUAGGCAGAAGACGACAGCCCAUGCGAAAGACGAGUGUAUCUCAGAGAUACGGCUACGGCUCCUCCUCCAAUGUCCAGGAGCCUCUCGCAUCUCCCGGCGUGACCAUGACUGGGAGCGCAGAUCCAUCGCCGUCACCCGGGGCGUACCAAGGCAGCACGCACACGACUCCAACGACUCCGUUGAUGGACACGAUGCCUCAAGUCUAUGCAAGAGGCUCACCGGAAGUCUUCAUGGGAGCUGAAGCCACUCAGGUCGACCCGCGGCUGUAUCCCGGCGUAACUUCGCAGACCGGAUUUGUUGCUCAGCGCGAGUUGCCGUCCUAUGGCCUGGGCGCAUUUGUUGGUCUGGAUGCUGAGACCAUGUUUGCGCAGUCAGGACUCAACAAUUCUAGGUUCUAA
Molecule: messenger RNA, 1491 nt
Organism: Akanthomyces muscarius
Lineage: Eukaryota; Fungi; Ascomycota; Sordariomycetes; Hypocreales; Cordycipitaceae
Exons: 2
Coding region: 1-1491 (496 amino acids)
Source: RefSeq, a predicted model, not a curated record